Heterotrigona itama is the source of this 1931-nucleotide messenger RNA. Lineage: Eukaryota; Metazoa; Arthropoda; Insecta; Hymenoptera; Apidae. The record is from the annotation of a GenBank genome assembly.
AAUUAUAAUAAGUAAUAAAUAAUAUUGUAGUAACAAAUAAUAUUGUUUUAUUAUGUACAAUUAGCAAUUGUAUUUCGCUUCAUUAAACACUUUUAGUUACUUUUUGAUAGUAAAUUUUACUUUAUAUCUAGUUGAAUGUUACGCAUUGCAUUCCGUUCAUUUUCCAAAUAUGUAAAUAUAUUAUAUAAAAUUAAAACAGAUUAAAAUAUUAUAAAAAUGAUUUUUACAUACUGUAUGAAAUGGUCGAAGAAUUGUCUUCAGUUAACUGUUCCUCAUUAUUUCCAAAUUGGUAAUUUAAACAUAUCAUGUAAAAUAAACAUAUCAUGUAAAAACAAUUACAAAUUUUGUCGACUUUUAAAAUAGUUUAAAAUAGUUUUACAAUUAUAUUUCAAUAAUAAAAAAAGCAUUUGGAAUGUUAUAACGAAACAUUCAGUGAAUAUUAUGCUUAUUAUUAAAAACAAAAGCACAAUUUUUUACGUAUAUUUUAAAACUAAUGAAAAAAUUCUUUAAAUAUUACAUUUCAAUUCAUUACAAUUCAUUAACAGCUAAGUCGUCUGUAUUCUAUAUAAGUACAAGCACAAAGAAAAAUAACUACAUUGUUUGGUUAGAUCUGGAAAUGACUGGACUUGAUGUAAAUACAUCCCAGAUUCUGGAAAUAGCGUGCUUAAUCACUGAUAAAAAUUUAAAACUUGUAAGCAAAGAUUUCAAUGUUGUCGUACAUCAGCCAGAUGAAAUACUAAACAAUAUGAAUGACUGGUGUCUAAAGAUCCAUCAAAAAACAGGAUUAAUUGAUGAGUCACGUUUAAGUAAAACCACAAUACAAGAUGCUGAACAAAUUGUACUAAAAUAUCUAAAAACAUAUAUAAAAGAAGCGACAUGUCCAUUAGCAGGAAAUUCAGUUUACAUGGAUCGUAUGUUUCUAUAUAAACACAUGCCAUUAAUUAAUAAUUAUUUACAUUACAGAACUAUUGAUAUUUCUACUAUUAAAGAAUUAGUUAAAAGAUGGAAUAUAAACAUACCUACCUUAGAAAAAAAACAUGUUCAUAGAGCAUUACCUGAUAUAAAAGAAAGUAUAAAAGAAUUACAACAUUAUAAAGAUUAUAUAUUUGAUUUAUGUAUUAAUAAUUAGAUCACAAAUUUCGCUUUAUAUUAUAAAAAAUGUUCAAUGUUUUUCAUAAUAAAAAAUUGAAUAUUGUGAUGUAAAAUAUUUUAACUGCCAAAUAUUUGUAUUUAAUUAUUUAAAUGCACAUUUGAUAGCUUAAUAAGAAUUGUAUAAGAUGUUGGUGCCAAAUUUAUCUUUAAAAUUACAAACUAUUUUCAUUUAAAUAUAUAUACAGAGUGUUUCAGAUCUCAAUCGUCAAAUUUUGCCAACAUAUUUGGGAAAUUAUUUUGAAUUAAAAAUAUUAUAUACUAUGGAUCAAUACGUCUUUGUUCUUGACGCGUGAAAGAAAAUGUAGUACAAAUCAUAAGUAAUCAGAUAUACUGAAGCUACUUAACUUUUAUGAUUAUUGAAAAUUUACUCCAGUACAAAUACUUGUAAUGAGUUGAUAAAAAAUAUAAAAGAGGCUGUUAGUAUCAUCAAUAACAACUUUUCUAAUGUACAGUGGAUGCUAUAGAAACAUGUUUACUUACAUGUAUAAGUAGAAACAGUACUAGAAACAGAAAAUUAUCAUUUGUAUAAACUAGUCUGAACCAAAAUUGAUUACUAAAAAAAAUUUGAAAAAAAUGAUAAUCAUUAAAAGUUAAGUACUUUUCAAAUGUUGGCAAAGUUUAACGAUUGAGACCCUACGCUGUAUACACAGAUGCAUACAUAAGUUUCAAAACGUGUUAGUUGCUAAAUUUUUACUAAAUAAUAAAAACUUGAUGAUUAAUAAAGAUCACUCAUAAUUUAUAAGGAUUUAUAAAGAUUACUCACAAUUACUCUAUAAUUU